Ogataea haglerorum is the source of this 750-nucleotide messenger RNA. RefSeq lists its product as uncharacterized. Bases 1 to 750 code for a protein of 249 amino acids. The record is from RefSeq and is a predicted model, not a curated record. The transcript has a single exon. NCBI's taxonomy places the organism in Eukaryota, Fungi, Ascomycota, Pichiomycetes, Pichiales, Pichiaceae.
AUGGUCCAGCUUUUCGUUGUUCACCCUGAUCUUCAAAUCUCUAACUGUGAUGACUGCCCGUCCAAGGAAUCUUUGGGAAAGAAGAAGGACGCUUAUGUCAACAGUUUCAAACUCUAUAACAAACUAAUUAGACGGUUGUCUUCUAAUCCAGAAGUCACGGAACUACCAAAUUGGUGUUUAACCAAAAGCGCCGAGCACAACGUCCGGAGGAUACUUGAGCACGGUCGCGAUGAGGAUGUCUCGGUUGAUCCAGAGACGAUAAACGAGCUGGAUGCGAUUGACAAUAUGGAUGAUCUCAAGUUAUCGUCCUUCAAAGUGAGCGAUGCCGAUUUUUCCAAACAAGCCUCCUUGAAGGAGAGCGAUGUGCCGCUGAUACAACGCUUGGACCUUCCGGACAAUCUAGACAAGGACUUGACGGAUCAGAAGACGAACAACUUUCUGGCAUUCAAGUAUCUUCAGAUCGUGAUGGACCUCUCUCUCAUCGAGUACAAGUAUCUGCAAGUUUAUGCAAAGAUCAAUAGUGCGAUCAAAAAGUACUUCUCAUCCCCAGAGCUGACGCUUGAUAUGGAAGAAGAGGGAUGCAGAAUAGUGAGUACUCAAAUGGAUUUCUUCAAAAAACUAGAGGUGCUUCUUAAAAAACUGACCUCUGUAAAAGCAGAAUUUGAGAAAAAGAUUCUUCUUCCAAGAAAGGACGUUAUGCAACUAGUUCAAGGCUACAGCUCUUCUCAGAAGCAAGAAGUUGUUGGGUAG